UUUUAAAAACUUUUUUGGUUUUUAAGGUGAACUAAACAAAGCCUGAUCAGUCGAUCGAGAGAGCUGAGGUUGACAAGCUAGAGAGGCUUUGUCAUCUUUCACGUACAGUACGGUUGUACGUAGAGCAAAUGCAACAGGGGCAGAGAGAGGCUAUAAAUUUCGCGAGAGGUGAUGUGCUUCAGUUGCAUCGUCGUCCCUUCGUCGUCGUCAUCCUCCUCCUCCUCCUGUAACUGUAAUUAAGGUGUCGUCGGACCAGCAGAGAUGACGGACGACGCCUCGUCACGGGGCGCCACCGCCUUCUUCAUCGGGGUGCGGCCGCGGCCGUGGGGCACGUUCGCCGCCGAGAUCCGGGACUCCACGCGCAGGGGCGCCCGCGUGUGGCUCGGCACCUUCGACACCGCCGAGGCCGCCGCGCUCGCCUACGACCAGGCCGCCUUCGCGGCGCCCGGCGCCGCCGCCGUCUUCAACUUCCCCGUCGACUGCGUGCGGGAGUCGCUGGCGCCGCUCGAGCUCGCCGCGACGCUGGGGUCCCCUGUCCUCGCGCUGAAGCGGCGGCACUGCAAGCGGAAGCACAGGCGCAGGCGCAGGCGCAAAAGCAGCUCGAGCGGCGCACUGCCUCCGACGGCUUCUUCUUCUUCUUCCAUGCUGCCGGAAUGCUCCGACGAGGUGUCGUCCAGCAGCUCCAACGUGUCCAUGGCAGCGCCGCCGCAGCAGCAGGUCAUCAGCCAGUGCUGCAGUAGCAUCAUUGAGCUCGAGGACCUCGGCGCUGAUUACUUGGACGAGCUGCUGCGGGUAUCAUGCGAGUCCACAACAGGUUGA
This is a messenger RNA of Sorghum bicolor (sorghum), 819 nucleotides long. RefSeq names its product ethylene-responsive transcription factor ERF094. Gene Ontology annotation, molecular function: DNA-binding transcription factor activity; DNA binding. The transcript has 2 exons. The coding region runs from base 262 to 819 and encodes 185 amino acids. Gene Ontology annotation, biological process: regulation of DNA-templated transcription; ethylene-activated signaling pathway. Lineage: Eukaryota; Viridiplantae; Streptophyta; Magnoliopsida; Poales; Poaceae. The record is from RefSeq and is a predicted model, not a curated record.